AUGGUUAAGAAAGGAAAAACGAAGCUGAUUGACAAGCAAGUGCUGUUACAAACGAAGCUGAAGGACAAGCAGUUGUUGCGGAGCUACCAACAACUGCUCAAGGGUGGGUUUUCGGACGAGGCCAUCACCGGUGCGUGGUUAACGAGAGGGAAAAGUCUCGAUGACAUAUUCGACCGCUGGAUUCGACUCGGAAAGUCGGAAAGGCAGGCAGCCAACAACCUGUUGAAGCAAAACAAGACACCAGAUGAUCUCUAUUCAGUCUUUGCCCAACGAGGCAUGAAUUCGGAACAAAUCCAAACGCUCUGGCGCAGCCUCAAACUGGAUGAGGAUAAACUCAUCGCCCUCCAAAAGAAGUUCGUACUGGUAAACUAA
Phytophthora nicotianae INRA-310 is the source of this 372-nucleotide messenger RNA. RefSeq lists its product as hypothetical. Bases 1 to 372 code for a protein of 123 amino acids. The record is from RefSeq and is a predicted model, not a curated record. The transcript has a single exon. NCBI's taxonomy places the organism in Eukaryota, Oomycota, Peronosporomycetes, Peronosporales, Peronosporaceae.